GCGGGAGGAGGUGGGGGGUGCCGGCCAUGCGGGGCCGCCAGCCGGGGAGCGUGUGAGGAGGGAGGGGGACAGCGGGGCGAGCGGCGCUCCAUGGCCGGCGGGUCGGGGUGAGGCGAGGCGGCGCGGCCAUGGCGGGUGUGAGCUACUCGCCGCCCUGGUGGGUGAGCCUGCUGCACCGGCUGCCGCACAUCAGCCUGCGCUGGGAGCUCACCGCCGCCGACUUCCGACCACACGACGCCGAGUACCAGCAGGCCCUGUUGCUGUUGGGCGGCAUCGCGCUCUCCUGCCUCGCUCUGGACCUGCUCUUCCUCCUCUUCUACUCGUUCUGGCUGUGUUGCCGCCAUCGGAAGAGCGAAGAACAUCUCAAUGCUGACUGCUGCUGUACGGCGUGGUGCGUCAUCAUCGCAACCCUGGUGUGCAGUGCUGGAAUAGCUGUUGGCUUCUACGGGAAUGGGGAGACCAGUGACGGCAUCCACCGGCUGACGUACUCUCUGCGCCACGCGAACCGCACUGUGGCCGGUGUCCAGGACCGGGUACUAGAUACUGCAGUGGCCCUGAACCAAACAGUGGAACCAAACUUGCUGGUCCUGGAGGAGAUGUUCACAAAGCAGACAGACUACCUGCAUGUUGUCCAGAAACUGCAAAGUCUCUUGGAUGAUCUGGUCAGGCAAACAACUGAGAUCCCCUUUUGGAAGAAUGAAGAGGUGUCUCUGGAGGAGCUGGCCAUUCAGAUUGACCUCUACGACUGGUACAGGUGGCUGGGAUACCUGGGCCUGCUCCUGUUCAAUGUCCUGAUUUGUUUGCUGGUGCUCUUUGGGCUCAUUAGGAACUCCAGGGCCAUUCUUAUGGGGGUCUGCUUGCUUGGGGUGUUUGCCCUGAUUGUCAGCUGGGGAUCCUUGGGUCUGGAGUUGGCUGUCGCUGUGGGCUCCAGUGACUUCUGCAUUAACCCCGAUGCUUAUGUCUCCAAAGUGGUUGAAGAGAACGCAGUGCUUAGUGCUGAUACUCUCCGCUAUUACAUGACCUGUAGUGCUGGGUACCCCAACCCUUUCCAGCAGAAGCUGUCAGGAAGUCACAAGGCUUUGGUGGAAAUGCAGGAUGAUGUUACAGAACUCAUGAGGUCAGCAAGCAGAGAGCACCCCACCUCCAAGGAGUAUCUUACUCGGAUCCAGGAGGUUUUAAAUUCAACAGAGAUCAACUUGCAGCAACUGACAGCUUUAGUAGACUGCCGGAGCCUGCAUUUGGAUUACGUCCAGGCUUUGACGGGCUUUUGCUACGAUGGAGUGGAAGGCCUCAUCUACCUGGUUCUCUUCUCCUUUGUCACAGCCCUCAUGUUCAGUUCCAUUGUGUGCAGCGUUCCACACACUUGGCAGCAAAAGAGAAGCUCAGAUGAUGAUGGGGAAGAAGAAUCAGCUGCUCAAGGGAGCAGACAAACACACGAUAAUCUUUACAGAGUGCACAUGCCCAGCCUCUAUAGCUGUGGGAGUAGUUAUGGCAGUGAGACCAGCAUUCCAGCAGCAGCACACACUGUCAGCAAUGCUCCCGUCACAGAGUACAUGAGCCAGAAUGCAAAUUUCCAGAACCCCCGUUGCGAGAAUACCCCGCUCAUUGGCCGGGAGUCCCCACCUCCCUCAUUGUAUUUGGCUGCCAUGGACAGUAGCAGCCAUAUGAGCUGGCAGCUUAAGCCCUCGGACAGUGCACGGACAUACUGGUAACAGCGCCCGCAAAUGGAACAGUACACCUCCAGCAUGAGAGCCAAAUACCUCGCCACCAACCAACCUCGUCCAGAUGCUGGCAGUGUGCAUUAAAAUGAAAAAGCAAAAGCAAAAAACAAACAAACAAACAAAACACAAAACCCACACGUGCAGUCAGACUAAACAAUGUGCCAACUGCUGUGCCCCUGUGCUGUCCUCGUAGAACAAUCCUGCAGUUCUGCCCAAAAUCCAGUGCGGCUCCUUCUGUUUCUCCAGUCCAGACCGCCCUCCAACCUGGUACCCGCCCACUGGAGUGGAAGCCCCUUUUGAAUUUAAGCCUUCAGCUUGUUGUACCUGAUGUAUGAGAGAGCGCAAGCAUGUGUGGGCAAGCAACCGAGAGCACCCAGGCAAGAAACUGGGUCUAUCUGCCUGGGGGUCGACUUAUUAGAGUAUCCUAUCAGAAAAAGUUGGUGAAUCUCUUCUGCCCCUUUUUUUCCCUUUCUGUUCCCCAGAGGGACUCGGUGAAAGGUGGUGAUAGAUCAUCUCCUACAGUGGGAUCAGCGGUGUGUCAAAUGCUGAGGCAGCAGAGGUUUGGUGCCUGUGACUAGUGUACAAUGCUGAGUCAGUGCACGAUGCAGCAUUUUGGGGGGGGAAUCCUCUGGUCUGGUGCCUCGUGUGAGGGAGGAGGGAAACUCCUUCCUCAUGGUGUCACUGCAUAUCCACUGUAAUUUGGGAGCCUGAGGCUCUCCUAGAGCAAACCAUUCCACUAUCCUGGGUAACUUUAAAAAAAAAGUCCAUUAAGAAAAUGCCUUUUUGUUUCCCACUCUAUCCAGCAUGUGAAUCCUUGAGGAGGAGCAUGGGGUCCCAGCACCAGUCAGGUACACUGUCCAUGGCUCUGAACUGACCUCUGCUCCACCAGGGUAGCCCAGGUAGUUGCAGAUGGUGUUCUGGGUGCUGCCUCUAUGAGGCCGACACGCAGAUCAAACAGGAGCCAGCAACCCACUUGGUGCCAAAUUUUUCCAGAAAAAGACUUGUAAGACUUUAUGUGGGGUAUUUUUGCACUAGUUUCAGCUCUCUGAUGCUAGAUCUUAUGGGACAGUCAGCUUGUGAAAGCGAGAGAGACUGGAAGCACCAAUGGAUUUAUAGCAUAUACAGGCUCUCCCUGCAGGAGUGACCUGCUGGACUUUUUUAAAUCAUAAUUUACAGCACAGGGUUGCUGAACUAACAUUAAUGGAGUUCUUUGGAGCCUCAGUCCUAUAGCUCACAAGAUCGUCAAUGUAUCUUUUCCUGUGUUCCAGAGUCAGAAACCCAAAUGACAUCUGGAGAAUAUUGUGACUGUCAGAACAUGUUUUUGAUUUUAUUCUGUUUUGUUCCUCAAGGCACAUUGCUAACCACUAUCUGACCAUAUUAAGGCACAUGUAAGGCAUUUUUCUAGACGUGAGGCAGAACAAGGCUUGCGAAGGGGCAGCUGGGUGCCUGCAGAAGGCAACAUCCUCCAUUGGUGCUGUACUUUCCACUGAAGAGCCGUGCUCUGAGGGCAUUGAUGGCUUCCCACUGGAAGAGGAGACUGUCUCCUGCGAGGUGCUGUUGAGUACUGCCCUUUCAAUAGGGUAACUAUGAUAUUCCUUUUUGUCUUUUUUACCUUUGAGCAGGGACAUCUUAGUGUAGCUGCUGAGCAUUAUAUUAAAUAACCGGCAGAAGAAACAAAGUGGGAAACGUCUCUCAAACUGGAGUUGAGCCAUUGGCAGAGGCAGUUAGUCUUCACCUCGGUGAUGUUCAGACUCGGUGUCUGUUUAACCACGUUUGCUGUACGGGGCACAGAAUCUACCAAUCUGCCUUUACUCAAGUCAGUUGCCUUCUUGCAGUGAGGUUGGAAUUGCUCCUAGCAGGUAGCUAACUAGAAUGAUGGUAUGUGCUUUAAAAUCGUACCAGCUCUGUGGAAGAGCAAGCUCUGAGACUCCUCUUAAGACAGAAACCACUAAUGGACUUUGAAACCUGUAGGUCAGCUCUUUCCAUUCAAAGGAGUGAGGGAGACGGGGAGGAGGUGCCACCAUGCAAACAGGAAGAGAAGGUUUUGGAGACAACUUCAUGCUUCACAACUUCACCAUAAAUCUCUGGAAGCAGGAUUUUCUUGCUCAGGUCUGAGUACGCCCUUUCAAACAUGUCUGGGCUUCACAAUAAAACAUACCUCUGCAUUAUCAAAUAACAAGGGCAGGGAAUCGUAGUCACAGGUGGUAUGGAGGGACAUUGUGGCUCAAGGGCACCAGGUUUUCCACCCUGUCUCAAAGCCUAUCAGGAGACAUGGGUGUGCAAGCAUGGGGCAUGAUCAGCUUGCAGGGCAUGCAACAGAUAUCUGGGGACAACUGAACCUUCCCCUCGCUUUGAAGAAGCAAGAGCCAUAUAAUCCUUAUUAAGACUGAGUUGUUCUGUCGUCAUCUCUCCUUGCAAGGAUGUGCUUAGAAUGCUACGUAGACUACCAGUUUCAGGGGAGCUGCCCUAAAAUCUGUGGCCUGGUCCUACUCAAUGAAGGCAAGUGUUUUGAAGGCUGAAGGGUGUGGGGAACCUUGUGGAAACAAGUUCUUCUGUAUAUUGACUGUUCUGUAUACAGAAUGCAUCCUGAGCAUGUGUGUGACUGCACUUUGGGUCAGAUCUGCAUUGUCGCGGUGGUGUUGUCUGUGCCAGCGGGGAUAACGAGGGAGCGAGUCUUUGCCUUUUUGUUUGCAGCAUCUGGUGGAGCGGCCGCUUUGACCGGUUUCAUUCCAAGGUUUGACGUAGCCACUCAUAACAUCCAGAACAACUUCUGGGAAUAUUUGGGGCUUGCAGCAAGGCACAGAUGUGGAGAUAUGUGCUCUGUGACUUCAAACUGUAACUGGAAAGAAUGUUAUGGAGAUAAUACUUUGCUCUCUGGAGGCCAGCAUAACGUGACUGCAGUGUGAGCUGUGUACCUUUGUCCAGCCAGCACUUCCUUUACUUGACAUGGAUAUUGCACUUUUGUAAAGCAUCCUGGAACUCUGCUGCCCCACUGCAUGCUGUGCAGAGCGCUGGAUAGGAAACACAGACAAAUGGGUUUCUUUUGGUUUAUUAUUACUUUUGGGUUUUUUUAAUUUUAUUUUACUGGAAGCUUGAGCAACAGUGUGGCAUUUCUGCAGGCUGGUCUGAAUGGAUCUGCUGAAGAACAGAUGGCCUUUGCCUAUUCUUAUGGCUGCGACAUAAUCAGUCUCAUCCAUAUGGUCACAUUUUGUCUGAGGAGUGGACUUUGCAAAGCCAAGAUCUCCCAGACUCUGUGCCUCCCUCUCGGGUGAACAGCAGGUGCUAUCUGGCGAAGACUCAUCUGUUCUAGAUGACAUUCAUGGUUGAGGGAGUCCAAACUCUUCAAGCUGUAGGAGGUAAAGCUGUAGAGACUUCUCUCUCUUCCACUGUGUCUCUCUGGUUUUAAUGUGACAAAAUGCCAAGGCCAUAUCACUUGGUGUGUCCCAGCUGACCUUAUUGAAACGUUACUCAUCUUACUGGUUGCUAGCAAAAGGGUCCAGAAUUCAGGGGAGAUGCGAUUGGCCUCUGGACACCUCCAGAUGAAAGGCAGCUUGUCUGGUUGAAGGUGACUGCAUCGGUGAAGACGCUUCAUGUUACUUUUUCAGAAGCACAAAUGUGGUCAUUGGCUUGUCUGGUUGGCUUGGUUUAUUUCCACUGCAUCAUCAUGUGUGAAUGACACUUUCUUUUGGAACUGAGAACUCUUCCAAGCACACAAACAUCUCCACAAUGUGAAAUGUAAAUAGCAUGUUGGACUCUCGUGUCCAGUGUUCAAGACUGCAUUGUAAUUGUAAAGGAAAUCGAAUCGAGACUUGGCUGUGAAUUUCUUGUGCUGUCUUGGGAAUUAUAACUGUAGUGUUUGUAUCCUGUAUGUAUUAUUAAACUGAUUUCAUUUUAUGUGCUGAUAAAAGGGUUCAAGCUAAGAUUUUUAGCGUGCAUCCAUGUAUCCAAAUGUGAAGGAUGGAGUGCUCCCUUUCCCUCCUGUCCUUUUUAAGUUUUCUCCAUUUGAUAGGUGUUAAUUUUCCGUGUACAGUCGUCUCAGCCAAGAUGCAAGGAUGCUCAUUUGAGUGCUUUGAGGGGGACACAGUGCAUGGGGUUUUAAGUGAUCCUAAGUUAGGAUUUCCAUAGCAGUUCCCUGAAAAUACAUGAAAAGUUUGGCCUUUCUGAGAGUAAACCGUUUCUCAGGGGGUCUGCUUAGCCAUCGCUCAUGAGAGCUUUGAGUGCUGCAGGGUGGCAGCAGACAGGAGUGGGUGGAUACCCGUAAGAGCAAGGUACAGGUACCUGUGUGGAUAAACCCAUCGCUUCUGGUCCCACCUUCUUUCUAGCAGCAACUGGAGUACCCUGCUGAGCCCUUUGAAGAAAAGAGAGGUGUCUUGGCUUGUUGAUUCCAGCCACCCCACCUGAUCCAGUAGAUGAGGUGGGUGGGUUUUCCUUUAGCUAGGGAGGGGAGGUGUCUUUGAAGUACUGCCUACCUGGGGACCAAGGAGAAGCCGAAGCCUUCUCCAACUCAACGAGUGAACAUCUCUUGAGUGGGAGGAGAAAAGCCCUCCAGGCAGAUACUAAGGAGUUAGACCUAAUACCUUGAGAGAAGAGACCCAACAAGACUUAAUCUGUACAUUUAACUGGGUGGCUUCUUUCAUCACAGCCUACUCUCAUUUUCUAUAAAUGGUUUGUGUGCAUGCUAUAGGUGGCCUCCCUAGUCAUUCCAGGAGGCCCAGCAGAAGCGUGGGGUGUUUUGGUAGCAGUUCCUAGAGGAACAGCCAGUGAUCUGUGCUUUCGGAUCUCCUGCUGAGCUGGGAUGGUGAAUAUGUUGCCCAGCUGGGGGAGAGAAGGGACAGGUCACUGGUGGCCUGGAGCUCCUGGGUGCUCACCCAGCCCCUGUGGCUGUGUGUAUGAACAAAGUGGAACAUAAACUGAUGUACAACCAGAAAGUUCAAAAAAUUCCUUUCCUCAAGAGGGAUAACUGUAGCAUGAAGCUCUUAGGUGCUCUGCAUAUUUGAUACCACAUUGCUCCUCACUAUGCAAUUCCCACCUCCUUCCUUCCUCUUCCUCCUCUGAUCUCACACCAAGACUUCUCCAGCGGCUGCUGCCCAGGAGGCCACUGAAGUCCCAGAAAAGCUUCAUUUCUUUCCUCGUCCUCUGCACUGGGUCCAGGUGCCCAGCCGUCGCGUCGCGUGCCUCAGGUCCCUUGGUAACGGGAGGCCCCAUGAGUUUUGUUCACAUCAUUCAGAGGGAAGUUUUCUUUCUUGGACACUGUGCACAGAAACCUAAUGGUGAACAUGUACCUGGCCUUUUUGUAACUUUUCUGUUUUUUCUUCUUAACCAUAAUGGUUGUAUAUCAUACCACUUUAUAUACAUAUAUAAUAUAUAAAUAUAUAUAAUUUUUUUAAAAACUUUGGACCUGCUAGUUUCUUUCAAGUGUUCCUGCACUUACCCAAAAUGUUUUUAAAUUGUGAGGGUUAAAGAGGAUUGAGCCCAUUUUUGUAUCUUUACUUUUAAUUCUGUAGUUCUAUUGAUUGUAAUGUAGCUAUUUUUUACUGUAACUUUUUGGUUUGCAAAUACUAAACAAAAAAACCUAAAUGUAAUUUCUGUGGUUUCUAUUCAGCCUGGGUUUCAUGUUUUAAAAAUAAACAAUUUAAAAGCA
Columba livia (rock pigeon) is the source of this 7362-nucleotide messenger RNA. RefSeq names its product tweety family member 3 (gene TTYH3). Gene Ontology annotation, molecular function: volume-sensitive chloride channel activity; intracellularly calcium-gated chloride channel activity. Bases 129 to 1712 code for a protein of 527 amino acids. Lineage: Eukaryota; Metazoa; Chordata; Aves; Columbiformes; Columbidae. The record is from RefSeq and is a predicted model, not a curated record. Gene Ontology annotation, cellular component: plasma membrane. The transcript has 15 exons.